Molecule: messenger RNA, 1898 nt
Organism: Acaulospora colombiana
Lineage: Eukaryota; Fungi; Glomeromycota; Glomeromycetes; Diversisporales; Acaulosporaceae
Source: the annotation of a GenBank genome assembly
CGGUGAUUCUGACGUGCAUUAAUUCCAUCGUCUAUGGUCAUUGCAUACCUCCUUCGCGUGUAAAAAAAUCGACCGAUGCGUGUAAGACAAUUCACGACAAAUUUUUACAAACUAAUGCCACCAAUUCUUCCACCUGGGAAGAGAUCAGUGCUUGUUAUCAAUCAUUCCCAUAUGAUUCGAAGGUUGCAAAAGAGACAAUUGAGACAUUGAGGGGAUUCCUCGGAGCCUUUUACGCAUUCUUCGAUGAAGCAAAGGAAGAACCAAAACCCGGAUUUACAUUUAGACCCGUGGAUUUGGCAGUAGAACUUGAUCGUUUACUAGAGAAAAAAUAUGAAACCGAGUUUGAAUUUUACACUGACGUCAAUUCAAUUAUAAAUGCUUUAAUGGAUGCCCACACCCAGCUGCCAAGUUAUUGUUAUGAAUCAUUUACAUUUAAUCAAAGAUUAUCGUUGUAUUCAACAAUACGGGACGGAAAUCAGAUAAUCAAAGUGUUCGAUGACUCUGUUGAUUCGAGCAACGUCGACUGUGAAGUGGUUAGCAUUGAUGGCCUUCCAGCUUUAGAUGUUAUCACCAAAUUCGCGCUCGACCAUAUUGGGUGGACGAGAGAUCUGGGAGUUCGAUUUAACACAGCACUCACGUCCCUAUCUCUCGGGGGAGGGAUCCUUCAGGCAUCCGAAUUUUCGGAACUGUUCACCAGAAGAAUUCAACUACCAUUGGCUCCACAAAUCGCUUACACUCUCAAUUGCGGCGGAAAUUAUUUGAAACAAUUUAAUCGCAGUUGGUCGGUUGAAGCUUCACGCGCAGUGCUAAAUAACUUUACGGACUCUGAGUCAUAUCAUAAACAAUUAUGCGUGAAGUCUAAUAGUAAUGAUAUUAGUAAUAAUGCCAAAUCCGCUUUAAAUACACGUCGGUCUAAACGUGAAAUCGACGUACAGUCAUUGAGCGAAGGAGAACUGAUAGUUGACGCCAUCAUUGCUAGGUUUUACGUUGUACGCGAUGUCGGGGUGGCUGUAAUUUCAACGAUUGACAUUUCAACAUAUAACCAAACUCAAAUUCAGACCGUUUUUGUCAAUUUAAAUAAAGGAUUCCGAUCGUUCGCAAAAAGAAAAAUCGAGAAGGUUGUCCUUGAUUUGAGUAAUAACGGGGGUGGAGUUAUUGAAGUCUCCGACUAUAUCGUUCUGCUCUUGUUUCCUGAUAUCAUACCUGGCUUCCAGUUUAACGAACGACUCACGGACCUUUACAGACUUGCCAUCGAAACUACAUCAGAUAACUCGUCCUUAAUUUCUCCACCAUUCAGUUAUCAUUCAUAUGUAACGAUUGAGAAUAAAAAUUUUACUUCCGUCCAACAAUUCUUUGGUGAUGACAUAUUUACACGCGGGGGCAUACAAGACAGAUAUUCCUCAAAAUUCCUUCUUAAUUAUGAAAACCAAUUGAAUAAUCUUAAAGAGGUACAAGGGCCAAACCCUCCACCACUAAAUUGGACAUGUGACAAUAUCGUUAUUUUGACAAAUGGAUUUUGUGGAUCUGCAUGUUCUUAUUUAGCUCAGAUAUUGGCCGAAAAGAAGCAGAUAAAAACGAUAGCCGUUGGAGGUUUACUGUCGCAAAAGCAGCUCAGUUAUUCUUCAUUCCCUGGUGGAUUCGUAUACACAUCUGAAGAGAUAUUUCCGUUAUUAAAUGAAGUUGGCUUAAAUCAUUCCAGUAAUAGUUUGGUACCUAAUGAUUUUUCACUUAGGAUGUUUGCAUCUGCACCAUUAAGUGAAGCCUAUAGUAGCAUACUUGAGGAUACGGUAUUAGAAUUUGAGUUCAAACCUUCCGACUUCAGGUUAUUCUAUGAUGAAAAGAGUGCAAGGGAUCCUAGUGUUCUGUGGAUACAGGCCGCAGACUUGAUCGGAAAAUGA